This is a messenger RNA of Drosophila subobscura, 4524 nucleotides long. RefSeq names its product multidrug resistance protein homolog 65. Gene Ontology annotation, molecular function: ATP binding; ABC-type transporter activity; ATP hydrolysis activity. The record is from RefSeq and is a predicted model, not a curated record. Lineage: Eukaryota; Metazoa; Arthropoda; Insecta; Diptera; Drosophilidae. The coding region runs from base 440 to 4435 and encodes 1331 amino acids. Gene Ontology annotation, cellular component: membrane. Gene Ontology annotation, biological process: transmembrane transport. The transcript is spliced from 9 exons.
UCAAACGGAACGGUACAGACUCGGGCGCUGCACACACUCCAAAGAUCUGGAGAAACUGUGGGACCCCGGGAAUCGGAAUACUUCUCAGUGUCUGUGACUGUGCCUGUGCCUGUGUUCGUGCGUGUGUUUAUGGAAUGCAAAACAAUUAAAAGUAGUCUCAACCUACCCGCGCGGCACUCCGAGGCAGAGAUCGGUUUGGGUUGCAUCUGGCAGUGGAGUUAAUUAGCCAAAGCCAAGAGAAACUCAUUGAAGUUCCAUUAAACAAAUUGCGCUGGACGAACGCAGCGUACUGACUGGGGUAUUUCGAUUUAUGGUUUCACUUUGUGACAUUCAAACGGUUCUUAACUAUUAAUUGACCUCCCCAGGAGGGGUCAAUAGAUACAAAGUUAGAUUCUGUCUGCGCGUUUCGGGGAAAGAAAGAAAGAAAGCGAAUCGACAGAUGCCACAGAACGUCAUGGCUGACAACGUGAAUGAUGCCCCGACACAAGGGGAGGAUGAUUCCACCUCCAACACAACGAAAAAGGGCAAGGGCAAGGGCAAAAAGACCAAAAAGGAAGCCCAUCCAAUGGUCAGCUACACGCAACUCUUUCGCUACAUCAAGCCCUGGGAUUAUGUCCUGUUUGUGUCCGCAUUGAUAGCAGCCCUGCUGCAAUCGCUGGUCUAUCCGAUUGCCAUUGUGGUGUACAGCGAACUGGUGGCCAUGUUCAUCGAUCGCACACUGGGGCAGGGCACGAGCUCCAUCACCAUCGGACUCUCGCUCUUUGGCGGCGGCAAGGUGCUCACCAAUGCCACGUACGAGGAGAACAUGGAGGAACUGCGCAAGGAUAGCAUCUCCUUUGGCAUCCUCAUGACCCUGAACACCCUGCUGAUGCUCUUCUCCGGCAUGUACUACGUGGAUGCCUUCAAUCGUCUCGCUCUGCGGCUCACCGUGCGCAUGAGAAGGGAAUUCUUCAAGGCCACACUGCGCCAGGAGAUUGGCUGGCACGACAUGGCCAAGGAUCAGAACUUUGCAGUUCGCAUAACAGACAACAUGGAAAAGAUACGCAGUGGCAUAGCCGAGAAUCUGGGCCACUAUAUGGAGAUCCUCUGCGAGGUGCUCAUCAGCGUUGUCCUGUCCUUUGUCUAUGGCUGGAAGCUGGCUCUGUCGAUAGUCUUUUACAUACCCCUGACUCUAGUGGUAAAUGCUGCGGUGGCACAUUACCAAGGAAAACUCACAGCGAAAGAGCAAAGCUCCUAUGUGCGUGCCAGUUCUGUUGUGGAGGAAGUCAUUGGCGCCAUACGCACGGUGGUGGCCUUUGGGGGCGAGAAAACCGAGUCCGUGCGCUAUGAUAAUCUCCUGAAGCCCGCGCUGAAGGCGGGCAAGUGGAAGGGCGCCUUCUCGGGGCUCAGCGAUACGGUGAUGAAGGCCAUGAUGUUCAUCACCGGUGCGGGUGCCUUCUGGUAUGGCGCCAAUUUGAUUCUCUUCUACAGGGAUCCCGCCAUUCCCAUCGAGGAUCGGGAGUACACGCCCGCGGUGGUGAUGAUCGUCAUUUCGGGCAUCAUUGUGAGCGCCAAUCAGAUCUCCCGCACCUCCCCCUUCCUGGAGACAUUCGCCAUGGCCCGGGGUUCAGCGGCGGCCAUUUUCGAGGUCAUCGAUCGGCGUUCCCGAAUUGAUCCGCUCUCCAAGGCGGGCAAGAUCCUGAACUACGGGCUUAAGGGCGCCGUGGAGUUCCGGGAUGUGUUCUUUCGUUAUCCUGCCCGGGAGGAUGUCAUUGUCCUGCGAGGACUCAAUGUCGUCGUGGAGGAGGGGCAGACGGUGGCCUUUGUUGGGCCCUCGGGCUGUGGCAAGUCCACGUGCAUCCAGCUGCUGCAGCGCUUCUACGAUCCCAUCUUCGGGCAGGUCCUUCUCGAUGGCGAGGAUGUCCGCAAAUACAACAUCCAGUGGCUGCGCUCCAACAUCGCGGUGGUGGGACAGGAGCCGGUGCUCUUUCAGGGCUCCAUAGGGGAGAACAUUCGCCACGGAAAGCCAGAGGCCACCCAAAAGGAGGUGGAAGAAGCCGCCAAAGCUGCCAAUGCCCAUGAUUUCAUUGUGGCACUCCACAAGGGCUACGACACAAACAUCAGCGAAAAGGGCGUCCAACUGUCGGGCGGACAGCGACAGCGGAUUGCCAUUGCCCGCGCCCUCAUUCAGCAGCCAAAGAUUCUGCUGCUGGAUGAGGCCACCUCCGCCUUGGACUACCACUCGGAGAAGCUCGUGCAGGAUGCGCUCGAUAAGGCCUGCAAGGGGCGCACCACUCUGGUCGUCUCCCAUCGCCUCUCUGCCAUCCGCCACGCCCAUCGCAUCGUGUACAUCGAGGCGGGCAAGGCGGUGGAGCAGGGCACACACGAGGAGCUAAUGAAAAUGGAAGGAUUCUACCACAAAAUGGUAACCGUUCACUCCUACGAUGACUCGGCAGAGGAACUGCUCAACGAAAUGGAAGAGGUGGCCGCCAGCCCGAAGAAGGAACGAAAGAUCUCCUCGUACAAUGUGGAGCCAUCGGCGCUGGAGAAGAAUGCCGCCUCCCAGGAGCAAUUCCAAAUGAAACGUCUAAAUGGUGAUGCGCCACAGAACACGAACCAUGAGGAUGUGGAGACAGAGGAUCCUGCAACGAGUGGGAACUACAUUCGCACCUUUUUCCGCAUCGUCGUUUCCGCUCGUCCCGAGUGGAGUUUCCUCAUCAUAGGCGCCAUUUGUGCGGGCAUCUUUGGCCUCACGAUGCCCGUCUUCUCCAUUGUCCUGGCCGAACUCUAUGGCUCCCUGGCGAAGCCCACAGAUGAGGAGGUUCUCGAUCAGAGCUCCUCCAUGGCCAUCAUUUCGCUGGUGAUUGGCAUUGCCGCUGGCAUUGUUUGCUUCAUUCAAACGUUUUUCUUCAAUCUGGCAGGGGUUUGGCUUACAAUGAGAAUGCGCUCCAAAACAUUCAGCAGCAUCAUGCACCAGGAGAUGGGCUGGUUCGAUCGCAAGGACAACAGCAUUGGUGCCCUUUCGGCGCGGCUUUCGGGCGAUGCCGCCAGUGUCCAGGGCGCCAUUGGCUUUCCGCUGAGCAACAUCAUCCAGGCGCUGACGAACUUCAUCUGCAGCAUUGCCAUUGCUUUUCCCUACUCCUGGGAGCUGGCUUUGAUCUGCCUGAGCACUGCCCCCUUUAUGAUUGCCUCCAUUGUGUUCGAGGCUCGCUUUGGCGAGAAGUCUGCGUUGAAGGAGAAGGAUGUCCUGGAGGAGACGAGUCGCAUAGCCACGGAGACCAUUGCACAGAUCAGAACUGUUGCUGGACUGCGUCGCGAGGAGGCGCUCAUUCAGAUCUACGACAAGGAGGUGGAACGUUAUCGCGUGCAGAUCCUGCAUCGCCUCAAGUGGCGAGGACUUGUCAAUUCUCUGGGCAAAUCUCUCAUGUUCUUUGGCUAUGCGGUGACCCUGACCUACGGCGGACACAUGUGCGCCGAUGGAAAGAUCAAAUUCGAGACGAUUAUGAAGAUCUCCAAUACCAUGCUCUAUGGCCUCUUUAUCCUCGCCCAAUCGCUGGCCUUCACCCCCGCCUUCAAUGCGGCUCUGCUCUCCGCCAAUCGCAUGUACGAGAUCAUCGAUCGCAAGCCGCAAAUCCAGUCCCCCGAUCCUGCGAUUGGAUCCCUGCUGCAGAAUGGCAAUGGAUCGAUGCACAAGACAAAUGUGGGGGUGCAGCAGGGCGUCUGCUAUCGUGGCCUUCAAUUUGCGUAUCCCUCGAGGCCGCAUCUCAAGGUCCUGCAGGACUUUAAUCUGGACAUACAACAGGGACAAACGGUGGCCCUUGUGGGUGCCUCGGGAUCGGGCAAAUCCACCUGCGUGCAGCUCCUUUUGCGCUACUACGAUCCCGACGAGGGCAAGAUUCUCAUUGAUCAGGAGAGCAUCCAUCAGGAUAUGGAGCUGAAGACACUCCGUCGUCGUCUGGGACUCGUCUCGCAGGAGCCUUCGCUCUUCGAGAAAUCCAUUGCCGAGAACAUUGGCUAUGGGGACACCACCCGGAAGAUUCCCAUGCAGCAGAUCAUCGAUGCCGCCAAGAUGGCCAAUGCCCACGAGUUUAUCAUGUCCCUGCCCGCCCAAUACGACACUGUUCUGGGGUCAAAGGGCACCCAGCUGUCGGGCGGACAGAAGCAACGGAUAGCCAUUGCCCGUGCGAUGGUUAGGAAUCCAAAGAUCCUGCUCCUGGAUGAGGCUACCUCUGCCCUGGACUUUCAAAGUGAAAGGGUGGUGCAACAGGCCCUUGAUUCCGCUUGCAGCGGUCGCACUUGCAUUGUGAUUGCCCAUCGUUUGUCCACCAUUCAAAAUGCGAGCGUCAUUUGUGUGAUUCAAGCGGGACGCAUUGUGGAGCAGGGCUCCCAUUCCCAGCUGCUGGCCAAGAAUGGCAUCUACUCGAAGCUGUAUCGCAGCCAGACGAAGGCAUCUUGAAGAUACUUUCUACGCACACAAGUAUGCAGCAGUCAAUAGAGAAUGCGAAUUCUUCUUAGCCGCCUAGCAUGGACGCAAACCACAAAGGC